Molecule: messenger RNA, 717 nt
Organism: Closterium sp. Yama58-4
Lineage: Eukaryota; Viridiplantae; Streptophyta; Zygnematophyceae; Desmidiales; Closteriaceae
Source: the annotation of a GenBank genome assembly
AUGUGUGUGGCGCGGAUUUCGAUGACGACGCGCAAAGAUAGUGUUCGUUGGUGUCGAAAUGCAGCUCACGCUCUGCCCUCCACUCACUCUCUUCCCCACCCUUCACUCUCUUCUCUCAUGUACACUCCCUUUCCCCCUGUUCUCACUCCUCUCUUUCCCCCUCGCCUCACUCUCUACCCCCCUGCUCAAUCCCUUCCCCCCUCGAUCUCUUUCCCCUACUCACGACCUACCCCCCUGCUCAAUCCCUUCCCCCCUCGAUCUCUUUCCCCUACUCACGAUCUACCCCCCUGCUCAAUCCCUCCCCCCCUCAAUCUCUUUUCGCUGCUCACUCUCUCACUCUCUUCCCCCCUGCUCACUCCCUCCCCCCCCGCUCACUCUCUCCCCCCUGCUCACUCUCUCCCCCCCUGCUCACUCUCUCCCCCCCUGCUUACUCUCUCCCCCCCUGCUUACUCUCUCCCCCCCUGCUCACUCUCUCCCCCCCUGCUCACUCUCUCCCCCCCUGCUCACUCUCUCCCCUCUGCUCACUCUGCGCCCCUGCUCACUCCCUCCCCCCCCGCUCACUCUCUCCCCCCCUGCUCACUCUUUCCCCCCCUGCUCACUCUCUCCCCCCCUGCUCACUCUUUCCCCCCCUGCUCACUCUUUCCCCCUCUGCUCACUCUCUCCCCCUGGACUCACCCGCCUUUCCUCCCUGUUUACUCUCGAUUCCCCUUCGUUUAA